AUGUCAAUGAAACUUCUGCCAAUUGGAACUGAAGGAACAGUUGAAAAGAUUAUUCAAUUGGGUCCCACGAAAUUCAUAGAAAUUUCACGACAUAUAUUGGAAAGAAUACCGGAUAGCAUUGAUAUCUCAGAUGUGUUGAAUACAGAUGAACGAGAAAGAUUACUCGCCGAAUUACAAAAUGAUUCUGCAUCAGAACUUGCUGUUUUCUUGACUAUAAGCGAAUUAUGGAAAAACAUUGCAUAUUGUCAGCCUAAAUUGCAGCCAUUGCUUGAGAGUCUUAAGGAAAUUGGAUUUGGUGAUGAAAUGAGAAAUGCAGUCGUAAAAAUCUGGUCAGAAAGCGGCUGGACAGUUUCAGACCGGUUACGUAAUAUUUCAUUUUCUGGACGUCCCAAUGUUAGAGAUGUGGGGUGGACGCUACGCAUGAAUGUCGCAAGUAGCAGUAAUCCAGUGAUGCGUACUGCAGAAGCAAUUCUACAGUUUGAUACGGACCGGGGCUCAAAAAUUGUCGAGCUGAGCAAAGGCAAACUUGUAGAACUUUAUAUGACAUUGCAAGAAGUGCAAAAAAGUUUGGAUGUUUUGCUUGAAAGGUAG
This is a messenger RNA of Cercopithifilaria johnstoni, 591 nucleotides long. Lineage: Eukaryota; Metazoa; Nematoda; Chromadorea; Rhabditida; Onchocercidae. The record is from the annotation of a GenBank genome assembly.